UUGUGAAGAUUUGUACCAAUUAUUUGCAUCGCGAGCACACCUACUACGUAUGAAACACAGCAAAUAGUCAGCUGAUCAAUUUUAAUAGGCAUGUAAACAAUUUACAAAUCUUUCACGGAAGUCGUUUUAUACUAAUUUUAAGAAAACAUGCCAAUCACUGAUCGUGAGAAACUUGGUAUUGUUGAUUUUUUGGUAAAGGAAGAGCAAAAUGUACCGGUAUUAUUACAAGUGGCCAGAAGUGUGACAAAGAACAUUUGCGAUGUGGCGACAACGCAUGAAGCACUGGACUACGUGUAUGUACAGAUUGGCGAUACACUAACUUUGUUAAAUAAGCGGCUUAUAACUCGGGAAAUGAUAUUUAAAUACUUACAUCAGCGGAAAAUUCAAGUGAAUGCAGAUUUUACCAAGGGCGCUUUAAUUAGCAAAAUUUUAGAAUAUUGGAAUUCCAAAUCCGAGUCUAACAAUGACUUCGCAUUACUUAAUGACAAUUAUACCACCACUAGCAAACAAUUUUUACAUAAAGUAAAUGAAAAUACUUUCAAUACAGCCAUCAGCGAUAGUAUAUCUGGCUCAAACGAAGCGAAUGACAAUGAACCUCGGUAUCCCAUCCAUUUAUUGGCACGAAAAUUUACUGAAUGGUUUUUCAACAAUCUUAAUAAAGAAGGCUUAAAAGUUGAGGAUUUUUGGUCAGAUUCUCAACUGCAAUUGAGAAUCGCUGCCACAGAUCAAAUCAAUGAUUAUGAGUGUGCCGGUGCAAAUGAAGUGAUAGUGAAUAUUUUACGAUCGAAAGAGCAAUUUGGCUUCUAUUUCAAUCCGAACCUCACUCAUGCUGGCGUUCAAGGACGAAUGAAUGUGCACGGGCUAGUGUUGGUAUUGGCAUGUGGUACCCUUCAUACGGAGCAGAAUUGCGUUGGCGUAUUUGAGUGUACAUUUGGCCUCCUACGAGACCCGUUUGCCGAAAACAACUGGAAGGUGAAAACAAUGCAAUGUGUAUUACGUAGUCAGGCAGCAGCAAUGAUGCCCAGUUUGUGUGACAGUGAAACUCUUGUAGAAGCACUUGGCUUACCGAUACCGGAAGGAGAAAUUACGUAGCCGUAGCAGAUAUACCAAAUGUCCAUGCUGAGUAAUAUGGGCAUUAUUUUAUUUGUUCUUAGUACCAUAUUAAAAAAUUAUUAUUAUUUCUUCUUCAAGUUGUAUUUAUUUAAUUUUCAAAAAGAUUAUAUUGAUGAUAAGCUAACGGGAAAAUAUGUAGAGUUGGCGACGGAAAAAAAGUGGUCAAUAUAUAAUGAAGUUUUGACAAAACUGCCUCUAUCUAUUUGACUAGAAAUAGCAGCCGGUUUUACGUUACCGGAAUGACUCGGGUUAUCCCGACCAAGGGUUGUCUCCCCAGUAAACUAGCUCUGUUUAGUAUACGUACCAGAAUUUUUAUUUUAAGAGUAAUACAGGAUUUCUAAUAGAUGCAUGACCGCCAUAACUAUUUGCUCUAGCAAACUACAUUGUAUGGGAUUAACAUAUUUGUUAUACGCAACAUAUUCAAUAAAAUGCAUGGUUACCACCAUUAGCUAUAAAGGCUUCACAUCUUCGAGUCAUACAUUUUGUUAAUUUCUGCACCAGUUGUGGAGGUAAUCGGUUCCACAUUUGCCUUGCUAACCCUUUGACCAUCC
Anastrepha ludens (Mexican fruit fly) is the source of this 1664-nucleotide messenger RNA. RefSeq lists its product as uncharacterized. Lineage: Eukaryota; Metazoa; Arthropoda; Insecta; Diptera; Tephritidae. The coding region runs from base 148 to 1092 and encodes 314 amino acids. The transcript is spliced from 2 exons. The record is from RefSeq and is a predicted model, not a curated record.